This is a messenger RNA of Spea bombifrons (plains spadefoot toad), 6830 nucleotides long. RefSeq names its product RPTOR independent companion of MTOR complex 2 (gene RICTOR). The transcript has 38 exons. Lineage: Eukaryota; Metazoa; Chordata; Amphibia; Anura; Pelobatidae. Gene Ontology annotation, biological process: TORC2 signaling; positive regulation of phosphatidylinositol 3-kinase/protein kinase B signal transduction. Gene Ontology annotation, molecular function: protein serine/threonine kinase activator activity. Gene Ontology annotation, cellular component: TORC2 complex. The record is from RefSeq and is a predicted model, not a curated record. The coding region runs from base 26 to 5152 and encodes 1708 amino acids.
UGUGAAUGUCUCCUCACAGUGGAACAUGGCGGCCAGCAUCCGCGCCCGCUCCAUCCGGCACCUCAGGAUACGAGGUCGGAAUGACAGCGGGGAGGAGAACGUUCCUUUAGAUCUCAGCAGAGAACCUAGUGAUAACUUGAGAGAAAUACUACAGAAUGUGGCCAAACUUCAUGGAGUCUCCAACAUGCGAAAGCUGGGCCAUCUGAACAAUUUUAUUAAGCUUCUAUGCAAAGUUGGCCACAGCGAAGAAAAAUUAGGUUUUAUGUAUGAACACAUAAUUAUUUGUUUGCGAUUAGCUUUGUUAAAUGAAGCGAAGGAAGUGCGAGCUGCUGGACUCAGGGCCCUGCGCUACCUUAUCAGAGAUUCCAGUAUUUUAGAGAAGGUGCUAAUGUUGAAAGUAGACUACUUAAUAGCAAGGUGCAUAGAUAUACAGCAGAGUAACGAAGUAGAAAGGACACAAGCUCUUCGACUAGUCCGAAAGAUGAUUACUGUGAAUGCUUCCUUAUUUCCUAGCUCUAUAACCAGUUCCUUGAUAGCAGUUGGAAACGAUGGUCUUCAGGAGAGAGACAGGCUGGUCCGAGCGUGCAUUGCAAUUAUCUGUGAGCUAAUGCUUCAGAACCCAGAGUUGGUGGCGCUCCGAGGCGGACUCAGUACUAUCCUGAAAAAUGUCAUUGACUGUCAGUUAAGUCGAAUAAAUGAAGCGCUCAUCACCACAGUGUUGCAUUUGCUUAAUCACCCCAAGACCCGACAGUACGUGCGAGCUGAUGUAGAAUUAGAGCAAAUUCUUGCACCGUACACAGAUUUCCACUACAGACAUAAUCCAGACACGGCAGAAGGGCAGCUCAAGGAGGACAGAGAGGCCCGGUUCCAAGCAAGCAAACUGGGGAUUGUGGCCGCCUUCCGAUCGUGGGCAGGUAUAAUUAGCUUAUGCAAGCCUGGAAACUCUGGGAUCCAGUCUCUCAUCGGGGUACUUUGUAUACCAAACAUGGAGAUACGGCGAGGUCUUCUUGAGGUACUGUAUGAAAUUUUCCGCCUCCCGGUUCCUGUUGUUACGAAGGACUUUAUAGAGGCUCUCUUAAGUGUAGAACCCAGUCGAUUUCAGGAAAGCUGGAGGCUUUCUGAUGGGUUCGUAACAGCAGAGGCUAAAACAAUUCUUCCGCACAGAGCACGCUCCAGACCUGACCUUAUUGACAACUAUCUAGCUUUGGUACUCUCUGCUUUCAUUACAAACGGUUUGUUGGAGGGUCUGGUCGAGGUCAUCACUAGCAGCGAUGAUGAUGUCUCUGUCAGGGCAACAAUCAUGCUUGGGGAACUUUUGCAAAUGGCAAACACAAUCCUUCCUCAUUCGCAUAGUCAUCACUUACACUGCUUACCAACGCUAAUGAACAUGGCGGCAUCUUUUGAUAUACCGAUUGAAAAAAGGCUACGGGCCAGUGCUGCUUUAAAUUGUUUAAAACGCUUCCACGAAAUGAAGAAACGAGGUCCAAAGCCACACAGUCUGUAUUUGGAUCACAUUGUGCAGAAAGCGAUUACAACGCACCAAAAAAGGGAUCAGCAUCAACGUAUUCAGAAAGAUAUAUUUAUUCUGAAGGACACUGAAGACGCUUUGGUGACAAACCUAAGAGACAGCCAAGUGCUUAACCAUAAAGAAAACCUGAAGUGGAAUUGGAGCCUCAUAGGGACCAUACUCAAGUGGCCAAAUGUAAACUUGAAGAAUUAUAAAGAUGAACAGCUGCACAGGUUUGUUCGGCGGCUCCUUUACUUUUAUAAACCAAGCAGCAAACUCUAUGCCAAUCUAGAUCUGGACUUUAACAAGGCGAAGCAGCUGACUGUCGUGGGAUGCCAGUUUACCGAGUUUUUGUUGGAAUCUGAAGAGGACGGACAGAAUUACUUAGAAGAACUUGUCAAGGACAUUGUACAGUGGUUAGGCGCAUCAUCUGGGAUGAAACCAGAACGGAGUCUUCAGAACAAUGGUCUUCAAAACACACUGAGCCAGUACUACUUUCUGUUUAUUGGCACUCUGUCCUGCCAUCCGCAUGGUGUCAAGAUGCUUGAGAAAUGCAACGUGUUUCAAUGUCUUCUUAAUCUUUGCUCGCUUAAAAACCAAGACCACUUGUUAAAGCUAGCCGUCUCCAGCCUGGAUUACAGCCGAGAUGGACUGGCAAGAGUUAUUCUUUCAAAAACUUUAACUUCAUCUGCUGAUAGCUGUCGGUUAUACGCCACAAAGCAUCUGCGGGUUCUGCUGAGAGCCAACGUGGAGUUUUUCAGCAACUGGGGGAUUGAGUUAUUGGUGACUCAGCUUCAUGACAAAAACAAAAACAUUUCCACCGAAGCUCUGGACAUCUUGGAUGAGGCAUGUGAAGACAAGGCUAAUCUUCAUGCCCUCAUCCAGAUGAAACCGGCUCUCUCUCAUCUUGGUGACAAAGGCUUGCUCCUCUUACUUAGAUUUUUGUCUAUUCCAAAGGGGUUUUCAUAUUUAAACGAAAGAGGUUAUGUAACGAAACAGCUGGAAAAGUGGCAGAAGGAGUAUAAUUUGAAAUAUGUGGAUUUAAUUGAAGAGCAGCUAAAUGAAGCUCUGACCACAUACCGCAAGCCUGUUGAUGGAGAUAACUAUGUUCGUCGGAGCAACCAAAGAGUACAACGUCCUCAUGUGUAUUUGCCAGUUCACUUGUAUGGGCAGCUCGUGCACCAUAAAACUGGAUGUCAUCUCUUGGAGGUUCAGAACAUUGUCCCAGAUCUUAGUUACACAAUCCGAUCACCCACUUUAGACACGUGGGAAGGGAUCAAGCAACUAAAGGCAGCCCUUUGGUCACUGGGAAAUAUUGGAUCUUCUAAUUGGGGCCUCAAUUUGCUUCAAGAGGAAAACGUAAUACCAGAUAUCAUAGCCCUUGCCCAACAUUGCGAAGUUCUCUCUAUAAGAGGAACUUGUGCCUACGUUCUUGGCCUACUCUCCAAAACGAAACAAGGCUGUGACAUCUUAAAGCUCUAUAACUGGGACUCUGUGCGGCACAGUCGCAGGCACCUGUGGCCCGUGGUCCCUGACGAAAUGGAGCAACUCUGUAACGAGUUAUCGUCCGUGCCAAGCACACUCAGCUUGAACUCGGAAUCCACCAGCUCUCGGCACAACAGUGAAAGUGAAUCAGGUCUUCCGAGUAUGUUCAUUAUAGAAGAUGAUCGAUAUAUGAAUUCUUCCUCAAGUCCGUUCUUUUACACAGAAGAAUCAGAGCAAACCUUCUAUGAUAAACCCCUGAAGGACAAGGAUCGCAGCCCUUUCAUGCUUCUUGCUCAGAGCAAGUUUGUCAAAAGUCGCUUCUUGAAUUCAUUAACUCUGCCUAGUAAGAAGCCGCGAAGCAACAGCAGCAGUAGUGACCCCAAAGCACGUGAGCGCAUAACUGAAAACAAGGCAGGCUUAAGGAGAAACCGAACGCUGACGGAGCCGAGCUCCAACAUGGAGUUUAAUUCCAUGGAUAGUUUCAGCUCUGUCUUUAAAGUUCCAAAGAUUAACACGCUUCGCCUAGAGACUUCUUAUGUCAACAAACACAAUGAUGACGCCGGCAGCACCCCUAGUUUUACUGAAAACGAUCUUAAGCUUCCGAAAAGUCUUGGAAUCGAAAACCACAGAGACCACACGAGCAGAGAAAAGUUAAUAGGAGACGGUUCCACGAACACCCAUUUCAAGAGCCGUAGCUUAAGUUUUAAUACGGACACCACAACCAGUGGCAUAAGCUCAAUGAGUUCAAGUCCUUCUCGAGAGACUGUUGGGAUAGACACUGCAAACCUUGAUACGGACUGCGGGAGCUUGAGUACAGUAGUAAGCACUAAGACUAUCAAAACAAUUCAACCAUCCAUACUGCAUCCAAAUCAUCUUCCUCUCUCGAAAUCCAACUCCGUGUCCUUGGUACCUCCUGGCUUAUCCCACACGCUUCCUCGGAGAGCACAGUCGCUCAAAGCUCCUUCGAUCACCACCAUUAAAAGUUUAGCGGAUUAUCAUUUCAGUUACACAAGUUCACGGGACGCCUUUGGCUAUGCAACGUUGAAAAGAUUACAACAGCAGCGGAUGCAUCCGUCGCUGUCCCACUCGGAAGCCCUAGCGUCGCCAGCAAAAGAUGUGCUUUUCACUGACACUAUAACCAUGAAAACUGGAAGCUUGGACUCCAGACUAACAUCUAGCAGGUUCAUGAAGGCAUUAAGUUAUGCUUCACUAGACAAAGAGGAUUUGUUAAGUCCCAUAAAUCAGAAUACACUUCAGCGGUCCUCUUCUGUACGUUCCAUGGUGUCGAAUGCUGCCUAUGGCAGUUCGGAUGACUACAUUGGCCUUGCUCUGCCAGUGGAUAUUAAUGACAUGUUCCAGGUGAAGGAGACGCCAUAUUUUCAAAAGUCUGCACCUCCUUGUGAAGAACGUGUCGCUAACUUCUUUGCACCUGAAGUAACAGGUGUCCCAGGCACUGGGGUAAGAAGUCCCUUCCAGGCUUUGCGGCAGCAGUUCAGCAUUACUGAGAUAAUGAACACGAGCCGCUCUGAUGCCUCCCAGUUCCUUGAAAAUACACAAGACACGGGCCUACAAGAACACACUGAUGAUAACUGCCUUUACUGCGUUGGCUUCCAGAUAAUGGGAUACAAUCACAGUAAUUCGUUAAAUGAAUAUAGUCGUUUAGACUUUCCCGACAUUCCAUAUUCAGACUGGUGCGCGCAUACCAUCCCCAAUCACUUAGAGGUGGUCUCCCACUCCACAAAGUUCUCUGGGAUUUCAGGGUGUAGUGAUGCCGCCUCUCAGGGCUCAGCAAGCAGUACCAAAAGUACCGAAAUAGUUCUAGGUGGAAAACCCAUUCCUGAAGAUACACCUGUGUGCCGAAUUUUGCUGAGAAAAGAGGUCUUACGGCUGGUUAUUAAUUUAAGUAGCUCGGUGGGAACAAAAGGACACGAAACUGGGCUUUUAACGAUUAAAGAAAAGUUUCCUCAGGCGUUUGAUGACAUCUGCCUGUAUUCUGAGGUCUCCUACCUGUUGGCUCAUUGCACCUUUCGACUGCCUUCUCGGAGGUUCAUUCAAGAGCUCUUUCAAGAUGUACAGUUUCAGCUCAUGCAUGAAGAAGCAGAAGCUCUCCUUGCUGUUCCUCCAAAGCAGCCAAUAAUCGACACAGAAGGUGAAUCCUGACCCCAAGAUUUCAAUGGCAGACUGAAUAUCAAUGGACUUUGUCUGGCUUGUCGGGCAGCAAAGAGAGGAGCGCCCCUUCCAUCGUGUCCCUGCGCAAACCCGCUUUAUGCACUGCGUCUGGAGACGACUCUUUAUUUUGUUCCUUGUACCUGAAGGACAUUGAAUCAUCAGACGUAAUGGUUUCAGACAGUACAGGCAAUCAUGCUUUUGGAUAGCUAUGUAUGCAAGAGCCAAGCAUUGAAAUGCCUGCCGUUCCUCUGUACAUAAUGACUCCCGAAUCCCCAAGGAUAUUUCGAGGAGAUGGUGAUUCACUUUCCUCUUCUGAUGCCUUGUACAUGAACUGUAUGUUAUAAAUAGGUAUAUCCUGCAUGUCCCUUCCUGACAGUAAUGACCUGCCAGGCCGGACGGGCACCUCAGGGACAAAGCACCCUGUGAUGUAUUCUCAAAACACUACUUGGAUGAUCGGUGGAUGUUUGUUGGACUUUGUCUAGAAGGCUUAACCCCUCCGUAACCUCUCACAUCUGUGUGUAACCUACUGACUGCCGUGGGGGUGGAUAGAGCCCCAGCCAUCUGGCACCCGUGGGGUUAAUCUUGUAGCCACUGCUUUGCUGUAGCCCUGUAUGGAACUAAAACACAUUUUCUUUUCCUUUUGGUCAUCAUCGAUUGAUGGGAAACGAUAUCAAUUCCUCCUGGUUUGAUACAACGCUAGCACAUGUCUUAAAUCUGAUUUUUAUUAUUCCCCUUCAUCAUCGUCUGAAAUUGAGGUCUGAUCUGGCAAACCCUUUCUGAGCCGUACCACAAUAACGCAUCGCAGCGGGACGCUCGUGGGGAUAAUGCUAGAACAGAGUUUUGCACAUUCCAUGAGAAAAAAAGACAAUCUCUGUCAUUUGAAAACUAAUUUAUUGUAUUAUGAUAUAUCCCUUAUAUAUAUAUAUUACUAGUUGCACGCUAGGUAAUCUGAUAAAGGUCCUAGCAGCAAGAACCUCCCUUUUUUUUCUUAAAUAAUGCCAGUAUUGUAUGAAAUAGUUUGCACAGAAAGCAGUCCAUGAAAUCCGGACUGAGCUUUUGCGCAGGUUGGGGGUAAGGAGCCUUUUUAAACCAUGUAAUAUAUAGCUUAUGAAAUGUGUCAGCAGCCUUUGGAGCCAUAGAAAAAAAACAAAUAAUCAAGGAUAUAUCGGUGAUCCCUCGGAUACAGACACCUUUACUUAACAUAUCUAUCUGAAAUUAGAUGGAAAUGUAUGAAGCCGCCUUGCUGUCAGAGACCUCUAAUGUAUUGCAGUGCAAUUUGUUGACCCUCUGCAGAAUAAAAGGUGACAAUAUGCAAAUAUGUAUAUAUACACACACGGACAUAUAUAUAUAUAUAUGUAUAUAUAUAUAUAUAUAUAUCAUGGACAAACUUCACUACAUUAUCGUGUAUGUAAUUCACAUUUAUCCUGUUGAAUGGCUUGAGUGUAUGUGUAUAUAUAUAUAUAUAAUCAUCCAGCUGGACUGUUAGAACCUGUGCAUAUAUUGGAUUAGAUAUGAACUGAACAGUGUUUGAUAACUUUAUUACAAAAUAUGUCCUAAUUGCUUACCUUAGAUCGAAGGUCGGCAGAGCUAGUCAUACAAACUACAAAUGUUUCUGUAAGAUAAACCGUAUUUAAAACACAAUUAAAUUGUAUACUAAUUAACAUAUUGA